AUGGUUCGACGAACAGAGACUCAACUCUUACGUAUGUUACUUGCUCAAGUAAUCCUUAUCAUCAUUUUUACUUUACCAUUAUCUAUUCGACAACUCUACUCAUCGUUCUCCGGUAACUUUACUAAAACUGCACUUCAACUUGCUCAAGAAAGUAUGGCAUUUCGUAUUGCGAGUGCAUUGACACAUUUUGCUAAUACCAGUACGUUUAUAUGUACACAAUUACUGGAACAGUUUUUCGCAAAGAACUUUUCAACAUUGUUGGGCGAUGUGGACGUACAAUUUGAAAUAUUAUUUCAACGAACCGAGGUGAAAUAUAUUAAAUGGCGAUAUGCCCAAGAAUUCUACAAAUCAUCUCUAUACAUAUUCAACGUGUACAACAAAAAUAGCAAUACCAAUUGCGAACUAAACGUUUAUAAUGAGACUAGAACUUUAAUUGUUGUGUAUUUUCAAAUGUUAUGCCGUCUAAAUAAACUUUUCUUAACAUUCAUAUUCUUUCGACUGAAAGGAAGAUCCGAUGAAAAAAAUUGA
This is a messenger RNA of Adineta ricciae, 528 nucleotides long. The record is from the annotation of a GenBank genome assembly. Lineage: Eukaryota; Metazoa; Rotifera; Eurotatoria; Adinetida; Adinetidae.